Molecule: messenger RNA, 1164 nt
Organism: Monoraphidium neglectum
Lineage: Eukaryota; Viridiplantae; Chlorophyta; Chlorophyceae; Sphaeropleales; Selenastraceae
Exons: 8
Coding region: 1-1164 (387 amino acids)
Source: RefSeq, a predicted model, not a curated record
AUGACGCGCCUCAUCUCGGUCGCGCUGGUGCUGCUCGCCCUGGGCACUGGCGUAUUGGCCCAGGCUCCGAAGACAGCAGCGCCUGCUGCUGGUGCGGCGCUGACCAGCGCGCCGGUGCUGGAGGCCGGACCUGCCGUGCUCGCUCUUCCUGAUGGUGCAGGCAAGUGUGGCUUUGAGGAUGCAGCACCAGCCACGGGAGCAGAGGCAACCUCGCUGGUGGAGGUGGGCCCCGCAGCGGCGGCAGACGCGGCUCCUGUGGCCGUGACCAAGACGGCGGCCACUGCCAAGACAGCACCGGCCGCGGCCUCGGCGGCAACCCCCCUGGCAGAGGCGGGCCUCGCUCCGGCGGCAGACGUGGUCCCCGCUCCCGUCGUGGCUGAUGACGUGGUGCCGGCUCCUGCUGCCAAGGCUGCGCCCGUCCCCGCGCCUGCCCCCAAGCCCGCGGCCGCCCCUGCGGUCGUCGCUGCGGCCGAGCCGCAGCCUGUGCCUGCUCCUGCGGCAAAGGCCGCGGUUGCGCCUGCCCCUGUCAAGGCCGCUGUGCCUGCGGCUGUGGCGGCGCCAGCGCUGGCUCCGGCCCCCGUGGAGGCACCUGUUGAUGAGGCCCCAGUGGAGCCAGUGGUGCCAGCUCCUGUAGCCACGGCGCCGGCGGCUGCUGCCGCUGUUGAGCCCGCCCCCACCGCACCAGCGGCCGCUGCCAAGCCUGCCGCCACUGGCGCCGCAAAGCCUGCCCCGGCCGUGCCCAAGGCCGCUCCUGCUGCGGCGGCCGCCGCCACUGACGCUGAGGUGCCCAAGGCUGCCUCUCAGACGCCCGAUUUUGUGGAGGCCCCGGUCGAGGCUAGCCUGCCAGUGGCUAGCCCCGCCGCAGGCGCCCUGGCCUCCGCUCGACCCAAGGCCUCCACCUCUCCUGGCACUAUCAUCGAGGUCACGCCGCCAAUCGCUGGGCCCGAGGUGGUGUCUGCCACGGCCCCGGCUGCAUCUGGCAACGGCGGCCUCAACCUGACACUGCCGGCCGCGCCCAGCGGCGUUGUGGUGGAUGCGCCCGUCACGCUCACGGGCGGCACCCCAAAGAAGCGGCCCGCUGAGAGCGCCGCCGCACCCCGCGUUGGCGCCGCCAGGGCGCUGGCGGCAGUUGUGGCCGUGGCGGCGCUCGCGGCAGUCCUGUGA